Molecule: messenger RNA, 357 nt
Organism: Sinocyclocheilus rhinocerous
Lineage: Eukaryota; Metazoa; Chordata; Actinopteri; Cypriniformes; Cyprinidae
Product: transmembrane protein 150C-like
Exons: 5
Coding region: 82-357 (91 amino acids)
Cellular component (GO): plasma membrane
Source: RefSeq, a predicted model, not a curated record
AAAACUGAACCCUGUCGACACAUCAGAUAUUCUCCAAGAAAUCUCGAGGCUGGGUUGUUUUAUUGACGUUCAUAAGAAGACAUGAGGAAGUGCAGCCCAUGGAUGUUUCUGCCUGUGAUGUUUUCUUUCUUCACAGCUGCUGGUCUCUGGGUUGUGUAUUUCAUUGCUGUGGAGGAUGAGAAAAUCACCCCACUCAGUUCAGAGUACAAGAGGUCAGAAUCAAAAUCUCCUCCAUAUAUCAGCAUCGCAGGCAACGCUCCACCUGCCAGCUGUGUGUUCAGUCAAGUCAUGAACAUGGCAGCCUUUGUAGGUAUGAAUGGUGCUCAGAUCCUAUCAGAGGACUUGGUCUUCUUAUAA